Kwoniella botswanensis is the source of this 1683-nucleotide messenger RNA. RefSeq names its product homoserine O-acetyltransferase. The record is from RefSeq and is a predicted model, not a curated record. The coding region runs from base 1 to 1683 and encodes 560 amino acids. The transcript is spliced from 4 exons. Gene Ontology annotation, biological process: L-homoserine metabolic process. Gene Ontology annotation, molecular function: homoserine O-acetyltransferase activity. NCBI's taxonomy places the organism in Eukaryota, Fungi, Basidiomycota, Tremellomycetes, Tremellales, Cryptococcaceae.
AUGUCAGCAUCAUCUUCUUCUUCUACCAAUCCCUACGCCGGAUUGAUAUCACAGAAUAUCACCACCGUCCCUUCCUUCACACUCGAGUCUGGAGUCAGACUCACCGACGUACCUGUUGCGUACAAAACAUGGGGCAAGUUGAAUGAGAAUGGAGAUAAUUGUUUGGUCAUCUGUCAUGCUUUGACGGGUAGUGCGGAUGUCGAAGAUUGGUGGGGUCCUCUCCUCGGUCCAGAUAGAGCUUUCGACCCUACCAGAUUUUUCAUCUUCUGCGCCAACGUCAUUGGGUCCCCAUACGGGACCAUAUCAAGUGUGACGACUAACCCGGAAACGGGUAAACCAUUCGGUCCUGAGAUGCCUGGAAGUAGUGUCAAGGAUGAUGUUAGACUCCAUUAUAUCAUUCUGAAAUCACUCGGCGUCCAAUCAGUCGCAGCGGUUAUAGGAGGAUCCAUGGGAGGAAUGACAUGUCUUGAAUGGCCUCUAAAUUCACCACCGGGAUUCGUCAAAGCGAUCGUACCGCUCGCUACCUCCGCCAGACAUUCCGCAUGGUGUAUAUCAUGGGGUGAAGCUCAACGACAAUCCAUCUAUUCUGAUCCAGAUUAUAAAGAUGGCUAUUACUUUGAACAAGACAACUCUACUGUUGACUUGACUAAACAGCCUACAAGGGGAUUGGCAGCAGCUCGGAUGGCCGCGUUGUUAACUUAUAGAAGUAGGGAUUCGUUCGAAUCUCGAUUCGGUAGGAGAUCAGGUAACAAUGCUACCAACAAGUCGAAAGUCCCCAAAGGCGGUGUGAGGAUCAUGGGAGGAAAGAAAACUACGGAUCCUUCUUCACCUUCUGAUUCCGAUGUGAAAUUACACAAUGAGGAGACUCCAAGGGAAAUAGCAUGGAGAGAACAUAAUGAUGGACAUAGAUCGAGCUCGAAUUUGGGUUCGAGGAGGAAUUCAGAUUCGGGUAAAUCAUCUACGUCUACGUCUAAUGGUAUGCAGACUCCGGAGUUGGAGAAGAGCUUGGUAUUGGGAGAAAACGAUAAAAUUGGUCAAGGUGUUGCGUUAGGUUCGGCCGCCGCGUUAAGUGCUCAACAGCAGGAUGGUAAAGUGGGUGGUAAUGGAACGGGUGCAGGAGGGGAUAAACAACCAAAGAUAUUUAGUGCGCAGAGUUAUCUGAGGUAUCAAGGUGAUAAGUUUACUGGCCGAUUCGAUGCCAACUGUUAUAUCCACAUUACCCGUAAACUCGAUACCCACGACUUAUCUCAACCAUCCACAGACUCUUCUCUCGGAUCACUUUCAUCGAAAUUACCACCUCACUCAUCAGAGGGCGAACCACCCAGUGAUAUCGAAUUGGAGAAACUCUUAUCCGAUGCACUAUCGCUCGAACCUCCCGCUCUGGUGAUUGGUAUUGAGUCAGAUGGUUUGUUCACCACCAGCGAACAGAAGGAGAUCGCUGCUUACAUCCCUGAUGCUGAAUUGGUUUUGAUCCCUAGUCCAGAUGGACAUGAUGGCUUCUUAUUGGAGUUCGAAGCUAUAAAUGGAUGGAUCGAUGGUUUCUUAAAAAGGAAAAUGCCCAAUUUCUUCCAAGAUCGAGUUAUCCCGUUGGAAGAGUACGGUAAGGCUAAAAAUGAGGAUGGGUUUGGGGUUAAGAAGGAAAGUGUAUUUGGGGAGGCGGAGGCGGACGUUACUAGGUGGUAG